AUGGGUUCGAUACAGCAGAUAUCCCCCGUGAAAGGCAUCAAGAUCGCAAUAGAUCGAGGAGGGACAUUCACGGACAUAUGGGCAACAGCGCCAGGCCAAGCGGAUCUGGUCUUCAAGCUGCUGUCAGUUGACCCGGGCAACUACGACGAUGCCCCUGUUGAAGCAGGCAUCCGCCGUGUCAUCUCAGCGUUCACGGGCGUCGAGAUCCCGAGGCACGUCCCGUUGCCCAAGGAUGCCAUUGAGAGCAUUCGCAUGGGCACCACGGUGGCCACCAACGCGUUGCUGGAGCGGAAAGGGACCAAGCACGCCUUCCUGGUAACCAAAGGCUUCAGGGACCUCCUGCCCAUCGGCUACCAAUCCCGGCCUCGAUUGUUUGACCUCAAUAUCGUCAAGCCCGACGUGUUGUAUUCGGAUGUGUGUGAGGUCGACGAGCGCGUCACCAUCGAAGCUUUUGACGAAGAUGUCGAUGGCCUUUUCAAUGCGACCACCGAGGAGGUCCCCGGUGUGCUCGAACGCGGCCUCAACGGUCAGCUGAUUCGUGUCUUGCAGCCGCUGGACAGGACGUCACUGAGCGAGCAACUCCAGCGGCUUCGGACCCGGGGCUUCGACACCGUAGCGGUCUGUUUCACGCACUCCUACGUCUAUCCCAAGCACGAGUUGCUGGCUAGGCAAUUGGCACUGGACGCCGGGUUCAAGCACGUAUCGCUGUCAUCGGAAGUCGCCGCAAGCAUGAUCAAGAUGGUCCCUCGCGGGAGUUCGGCGUCCGCGGAUGCCUACCUGACUCCCGAAAUCAAGAAAUACCUCGAUGGUUUCAAGAAGGGCUUUGAAGGAGGACAUCUGGACGAUGUCAAGUGUGAGUUCAUGCAGUCAGAUGGCGGGCUGGUCAGACACGACAACUUCAAUGGACUAAAAGGCAUCCUGAGCGGUCCAGCAGGCGGUGUGGUCGGGUAUGCCCGAACAUCCUUUGACACAGAAACAAAGACACCAGUCAUCGGUUUCGACAUGGGAGGCACCAGCACUGAUGUCUCCCGAUUUGGUGGUACUUUUGAGCAUGUGUUCGAAACAACGACUGCCGGCGUGACGAUCCAGAGUCCUCAGCUCGAUAUCAAUACGGUAGCAGCAGGCGGCGGCUCAAUCCUAGCGUGGCGAAACGGCUUGUUCGCUGUCGGCCCCGAAAGUGCAUCAUCGCAUCCCGGGCCAGCAUGCUACCGCAAAGGUGGCCCGUUGACCGUCACAGAUGCCAAUCUCUUCGUCGGCCGUCUGGUACCCGAGUCAUUUCCGUCCAUCUUCGGCCAGAACGAAAACCAACCACUCGACGAAGAGAUCGUCAAGGCAGAAUUUGAAGAACUUACCGCGAGCAUUAAUCGCGAGAUAGGGGGGUCACUGACACCACAAGAGAUUGCCUGUGGCUUUCUGGACGUCGCCAAUGAGGCCAUGUGUCGCCCAAUCCGAGCGCUUACCGAAGCGAAAGGACACUCCUUGUCGUCGCAUAAUCUCGGCGUCUUUGGUGGCGCCGGCGGUCAACACGCGUGUGAUCUGGCUGCGAAGCUCGGCAUUCGUACCAUCAUCAUUCAUCGAUACUCCAGCAUUCUCUCGGCGUACGGGAUGGCGCUGGCGGACGUGGUCCAGGAAGCACAGAGACCACAUAGCCAAGUGUACACUGACGAUAGCCGCGAGAGUCUGAAUGACAUCUUUGCGUCUUUACAAGAGCAGGUCAGAGCGAAGGUCAUGGCGCAAGGUAUUGCGGAGGACCACAUCCGGUACGAAUACUUCCUCAACAUGCGAUACAAAGGCACCGAGACGGCGAUGAUGAUUCUCGAGUCCCCAGAGUCCGACUUCAAGACGGGUUUUCUCAAAAGACACUUGCAAGAAUUCAACUUCGUCUUCCCCGACGACCGCGCGAUCCUGGUCGAUGACGUUCGUGUGAGAGGUAUUGGCGGCAGCAAGGGCACAAGCCCCGAUACUAGUCGACCACUCCAGGAGCUGCGCCAGCUGACUUUCCAAGCGGCCUCGACAAAGUCGACAAGCACCAGGACCGUGUACUUUCAAGGCCAAGGUGCUCAGCAGGCGCCAGUGCAUAUCUUGCAAGACCUAGUCCCUGGUGAGCUUGUCAAGGGGCCUGCCAUCAUCCUGGACAACACGCAGACUCUGGUCAUUGCACCUGGAGCUGAAGCAAAGAUCCUGACCUCGCACGUGAUCAUCGACGUCUCGACCAUUGCGAAAGUAGAUAUUUCAGGACGGAUGGUUGACCCUGCUACGCUGAGCACCUUUGGACAUCGAUUCAUGAGCAUUGCCGAGCAGAUGGGCAGAGCUCUGCAAAACACUUCGGUAUCGCUGAACAUCAAGGAGCGACUGGACUUCUCUUGUGCCAUCUUUGGGCCAGAUGCGGGUCUCGUCGCCAACGCUCCUCACGUACCGGUCCAUCUGGGAUCCAUGAGCUAUGCGGUCCGGUACCAGCACGAGCUUCUGAAAGGGAAGCUCGUACCCGGCGACGUACUGGUCUCGAACCAUCCCGAGUCAGGAGGCACCCAUCUGCCUGACAUCACCGUCAUCACGCCUGUAUUCGACCACACCGGCAAGGAGGUGGCCUUCUACGUGGCAAGCCGCGGACACCACACCGACAUCGGCGGCCUCGGAGGCACAUCGAUGCCGCCGAACUCGACGGAGCUCUGGCAAGAAGGCGCCGCGAUCCGCUCCUUCAAGCUCGUCCACAACGGCCAUUUCGACGAAGAAGGCAUCUCCAAGAUCCUCCUCGAGCCGGGCCAGCACCCCGGCUGCAACGGUAGCCGCGCCCUCAGCGCCAACAUCUCCGAUCUAAAAGCCCAAGUCGCCGCCAACAACAAAGGCUCCAGCUUGAUCCGCGCGCUGAUGGACGAGUGGUCCCAAGAGGUGGUGCAGCUGUACAUGUCCGCCAUCCAAGAGAACGCGGCCGUCGCGGUCCGGUCUUUCCUGCAGGAGACGCUGCGCCUGCGGGGCCCGGAGCUGUACGCCGAGGAUGCCAUGGACAACGGCUCGCUCGUCAAGCUCAAAGUCACGAUCCGACCCCGGGGCGACGCCACCUUCGACUUCACGGGCACUUCGUGUGAGCUGCUGGGCAACAUGAACGCCCCGCCGGCGAUCACGCACUCGGCGCUGCUGUACUGUCUGCGCCUGCUGAUCGGGGCCGACAUCCCGAUGAACCAGGGCUGUCUCGCGCCCGCCACCAUCGUCCUGCCCAAAGGAUGCUUCCUGAACCCCUCCGCUGGCGCGGCGGUGUGUGCCGGAAACACGCAGACGUCGCAGCGCGUGUGCGACGUCAUCAUGAAGGCAUUCCAGGUCGCGGGUGCGAGCCAGGGCUGCAUGAACUGCCUGGGCUUCUUCGGCAAAGGCGGGCAAGACGCCAGCGGCAAGCCCUUGUCGGGCUUCGCGUACGCGUUUGGCGAGACCAUCUGCGGUGGUUCGGGCGCUACUGCGGCCGCCGACGGAGCUAGUGCUGUCCAUACACACAUGACCAAUACCAGGAUCACGGACGCGGAGCUACUGGAGAAGAGAUAUCCGGUUGUCUUGCGUGAGUUUUCGAUCCGUGCAGGGAGUGGAGGAAAAGGCGCAAGGUCAGGAGGCAAUGGUGCAGUUCGAGAUAUCGAGUGUAGGGCACCACUCACAUUCAGUGUGAUCACCGAGAGGAGAGUCACCAAGCCGUAUGGCAUGAGGGGAGGAGGAGAUGGCGAGCGCGGAGCAAAUUACUGGGUGAAGAAAGCUGAAGACGGAGCAGAACGGUGGGUCAAUUUGGGACCGAGAAACAUGGUUGAGAUGGGCACAGGCGACCGAUGUGUGAUACACACUCCUGGAGGAGGAGGGUUUGGGUCGCCGGAGCUCGAGCUUGGUUCGGUGGCACAGGAGAAGGUCCAGUGGCCACGAGCAACUGGCAGUGUCUCCGCUUAUGCAACAGCGCAGGCAGAGUCAACAUAG
Messenger RNA from Cyphellophora europaea CBS 101466, 3948 nucleotides. RefSeq lists its product as uncharacterized. Gene Ontology annotation, molecular function: 5-oxoprolinase (ATP-hydrolyzing) activity. The record is from RefSeq and is a predicted model, not a curated record. Lineage: Eukaryota; Fungi; Ascomycota; Eurotiomycetes; Chaetothyriales; Cyphellophoraceae. Gene Ontology annotation, biological process: glutathione metabolic process. Gene Ontology annotation, cellular component: cytosol. The coding region runs from base 1 to 3948 and encodes 1315 amino acids. The transcript is spliced from 6 exons.